UAUAAUAUCACUUAAGCCCCACCGAUAUCUUCGUAUCUCCGCAUAUACGAAAAUGCAGAGCUGUUACCAAAAACAGAACUGUUAUAUCCUUAACAUUAAGAACCGAACCGAACGACAGCCAACGACCUGGAUUUCUCGUACACGAAGCUCCCUUCGUUUUAUGUCGUUUAAAUUUAGUACCAAAUGCUAACAGAGCAAUCGAAAGAGAUGGGUUCUGGGUAUAUGGCAGAGCGAAAGAGAGGAAGCAACGCUCGGUUAUUUUUAUUUUUAGCAGAACGCAGCAGAACAAACGGCACGCGAACUCUGCAUUUUGAGAACACUUUCCCACAUUGAACAGACGGGCGGUGGAGAACAGGGGAAUAUAGCAGCAGUUGGUAUAUUGGGGCCUUCAAAAACGGGAACAGUUUUCUCAUGCCCCCACCCUCCAUUCUGCUUUUGACAUUGUUUUUGCAUGCGCGUGUGCCUCUGUUAACGUCGGCAGAGGCGGCACACAACGUCGACGGCCAAAGAGCGAUUUUCCUAUAACAAGUUUUUAGUACGUGUUCCGCCGUGUCAGCAGACAGUCGAGCAACUCGGUUGUGCGACGCCCGCAACAACAACAAGAAAUCAUAAAUACAACAGCAAACAAAACAAAAGCAACAAAAAAAAAAUUAUAAUAACCAACAAACCAACAAACACCAAUUUUAAAUAUUAAAAAAAAAAACACAUCAUAAUAAUUCCCGCAAAAAUAUCAGCAAUCAAAUUUUUUGAAAGUGCAAUCUGUGUUUGUUCCUAGCAUUAAACCAAUAAAUAAAGUCAAGAAAAACCAUGUCAAAAAAUCUUCAAAAAAAAUCUUUAAAAAAUAUAUAACAAGAAAAUCUUCGAAAAUCCUAAAAAAAAAAUCUCUUAAUAUCCAAAAAAAAAAAAAAAUAGUUGUGUGUGUCUGUGUUUUUUUUUUUUUGCGUGUGUGUUGGCCAACUUCCUGUGCAACCGGUCUGCAACAAAAAAAAAAAAAGGAGAAAAAAUCUCAACCAAUUCAUUCAGCAUCCGAGGCAAGUUGCACCUGCAACAAAAUACAAAAAAAAACUAAAAAAAAAAAAAAUAAAAAGAAAGAAAAGCAAUUUAUAGAAGUAGAAGUUGGCGACAUAAACCCGUUUUCUUUUUUUUUGUGGGGGGAAUAGCAACGCCUCCAAGGCCAAACACGAUAUCCACUUGGCCACAACAAAAAACACGUCGCAGGACCACAAAAAAUAUAUAGAUACAUAUAUAUAUAUAUAUAUAUAUAUAUAUACAAAAUAAAAAGUCAAGUCAAGAAAAUACAGCAGCAGUGAACAACUUUCCACAUUUUCCCCGGACAUUUUCCUUUAUGGGGCUCUUCCUAUUUCUUUUUUUUUUUCGCUUUUGUCUCCUGGUCGUGUGAAUGUGUGUGUGUGUAUUACAUAUAUCUGAUUAGUUAAGCAGGACACGUAACGCUUACCACAGCAAAAGUGACAACAACAAGCGGCCAAAAAAAAGGAGCCUCGAAUAUGAAUGACAAGCUGAAUACAAAAUGCGCGAAAAAAAAAGACAAUACAAAAUUGGUAAAUAAAAACCUGAGUUAACAAUUGCCUGGUUAAAAUGAAGAGAAUGCGCAGUCGUCUCCUGGUGCUCCCACUGAGCUUUCUACUGAUUCUGACAAUGCUUCUCCAACCGAUUGCCGUCCAAGCCAAAUCAAAGAAGAACAAAUCCAAUCAGAAUUCUCAUCACAGUGACUCAUCAUCUUCAUCAUCGACAUCGUUGAGUUCCUCAUCGUCAUCAUCUGCCUCAAAUGAAGAAAACAAACCAAAAGGCGGCGAUAAUGGUGGCCAGCAUUUUGCCAUGGAACCACAGGAUCAAACAGCAGUCGUUGGAUCCCGUGUUACGUUACCAUGCAGGGUUAUGGAGAAGGUCGGUGCCCUUCAAUGGACCAAAGAUGACUUUGGACUGGGCCAACAUCGGAAUCUCAGUGGCUUCGAACGAUAUUCGAUGGUCGGUAGUGAUGAGGAGGGUGAUUUCUCACUAGACAUAUAUCCCCUAAUGCUGGACGAUGACGCCAAGUAUCAGUGUCAGGUGGGUCCAGGACCACAAGGUGAACAGGGUAUACGAUCACGAUUUGCCAAACUGACGGUUUUAGUUCCACCGGAAGCACCGAAAAUCACACAGGGUGAUUACCUGGUAACAACCGAGGAUCGCGAAAUUGAAUUGGAAUGCGUGUCACAGGGUGGCAAGCCAGCCGCCGAAAUCACAUGGAUCGAUGGUCUGGGCAAUGUCCUUACCAAGGGCAUUGAAUAUGUCAAGGAACCUUUGGCCGAUUCACGUCGGAUUACGGCUAGAUCGAUAUUGAAAUUGGCACCUAAGAAAGAGCAUCAUAAUACAACGUUCACGUGUCAGGCUCAAAAUACAGCCGAUCGGACAUACAGAUCGGCGAAACUUCUACUUGAGGUUAAGUACGCGCCCAAAGUCACCGUUUCGGUAGUGGGCGGUGCCCUGGCAGGUGGUAAAAUUCCCGAAGGCGCCGAGGUAAUCCUUAGCUGUCAGGCCGAUGCCAAUCCCCAUGAACUAAGCUAUCGAUGGUUUAUCAACGAUGAGCUAAUGACCGGUGAUUUUACUACGAAAAUGAUUAUACACAAUGUUACAAGGCAGUAUCACGAUGCCAUUGUCAAGUGCGAGGUGGUCAAUGCAGUGGGCAAAAGCGAGGAAAGCAAGAAACUGGACAUAAGUUUUGGUCCAGUUUUUCGGCAGCGACCCGUCAGUGUAGAGGCCGAUCUGGGUGCCACUGUGAGCAUGCGUUGUGAGGUGGCUGGCAAUCCUACGCCCGAAAUCGAAUGGAUCAGCGAAAACUCUGAUAAGAUUGUUGCCCGAACACCAGAACUAAAACUAAAGGUGACCAGUGACAAGGCCGGGCGUUACUUCUGCAAAGCGGUGGUGAAUGGUUUUCCCGAAAUCGGAGCCGAGGCAACGAUUUAUGUGAAAAGAGCACCAAUCAUCACCUCCCAUAAAGUUCAAUUUGGCGGCGUUGGUGGUCGUGUUAAGAUCGAUUGCCUAGCCUUUAGUAUACCAAAAGCUGAGCAUAUACUUUGGUCAUUUGAGGGCAAGAUCAUAAAUAUGAGCAGUGCCGAUCCGGAUAUAUACAUCUUCGAAGAACAUCAUUUACCGGAGGGCGUGAGAGCAGCCCUGAUCAUUCGGGACAGUAAGGCCACACAUUUUGGCAAAUACAAUUGCACGGUUAUGAAUUCGUAUGGCGGUGACUCAUUGGUAAUAACAUUACUCCGAGAACACGGUAAUAUACCCGUACUUUUGGUAGUGAUGGGUUCCAUGUUCUGCGUGGCUAUUAUUCUGAUGAUCGUGAUGAUCAUCAUUGUGUACAGAAAGCGACGGAGUCGCAAGAAGCCAAUGCCAGCGGAUGUGAUACCAGAGGCAUCACGUGGCGGCGAUAAACUCAACGAACUGAAAAGUGAAUUGCGAUCGAAGGCCUACGAUGUAGAAUAUUCAGAGGCUGGAGGUGAUGGUCUGGCCAUAAAUCUAACCCAAUCCCCAAUGCCCGAUGUCCAGAUGAAGGGCGCAACCUUGGGUGUACCGUUGGCAGGUCCUGUGAAGUUUGAUGAACGAUUUUCUGGUGAUUUCGGUGGAGAUCGUUACAAUCGGCAGUGUCACAUCAAGAAUCUUAAGAAUCAGCAGGAGACCUCCUACAAGGGCAGUAGUCCGCAAGCUAAUGGUUAUGCCCAUUACUUUGAAUAUGCUUUGGACUAUAGCCCACCGGGUGAAGGGGCAGCCGUUGUCGUGGGUGCUAGUCUCGCCAGUGGAAAGGUCAAGAACGGUGGCAUGAACUCAGCCACGCUGCCUCACUCUGCCACCACGGUAAAUAGUGGCGGAGGUGGUAGUAAUGGCGGUGGCGCAAGUCUACCACGAAAUCAGCGACACGAACUUCAGCAGUCCCAGCAAGCAAAUGGAUUUCUCGGACAACCGCUACUUCAAAACGGCAUCGAUAGCCGAUUUAGCGCCAUCUACGGUAAUCCCUACUUAAGGACAAACUCCUCACUGUUGCCACCCCUCCCGCCGCCCAGUACCGCCAAUCCGGCGGCUACGCCCGCCCCGCCUCCCUACCAUGCCGCCCGCCAUGGACAUGUCCAUGCCCACCAUGCCACCAAUGGUGGUCUUAAGCAUUUUGUGGGCGGGGCGGUUAUUACGACAAGUCCCGUUGGGAAUUUGAAUGGAAAUGGUGGCGGAGGCGGUGGAUCAACGCCCAGUGGUGGUGGAGGCGUGGCAGCGGGUGGCAGUGUAAGCGGUAGCAGUUCGAAUUUAACCGCCAGCAGUAAUACCCUGGCGGCUACGCCCCUAACGGGCGGUGGUAGCAACAACGGUGCCCAGUGUGCCCAGAGUCCGUCCGGACAGUUUAUACUGUCCAACAAUGGCAAAGGACACACGCAAAAAGGACCUCUGGCCACCCACGUUUAAAUAAGAGUAUUUACCCAUAAAAUCGGCAAAUAAAAAACAAAAAACCUAAAACAUUGGAUGGAGCCAUUUAGCCUAACACAUAAAUGUAUUUAAACAGAACUUCUAGUGUGUAACUGUUUUUUUUUUUUUUUUUUGUCAAAAAAAUAUUAGCGUAAUUCUCAAAUGGUGUAAACUAUUUUCGAAAAGGCCUUGCAAAAUAUAUCUAUAAAUAUCAUGGCUGAAACAUAAGGACUAAGAGAGACAUUUUUUGUGUUUGUAAAUUUUUAGCGUACACAGACCUUGAAGAAAAUAGUUUAACACCCUUUGAGUAACAAUUAACCAUAAAAAUGUAUGUAAAAAAAAAAAAAAAAGAAAUGGAAAACAAAAACCGUAUUGUGAUUUAUAGCGUUAAUUAUUUUAUGGAAAAGCUCGAUGAGUUUUGUAAUGGCAAAUUAUAUCAACUAGUGCAAAUCUUAAGCUACUUAUCAAGUAAAAAAAAAUAAACUUAUAUCAAUUAAAAACGAAACGUAUCAAAAUGAAAUGAAAGAAAAACCAGAAACCAACUACAAAACUUUAAAAGUUCAUUUUAAACAGCGAGUUGCAUACAAUUUUAAAACAAAAGAAAAACGAAAAAUCAAUUCAAUUAAAAAAAAAAAAAAACACAAUUAUAAAAUGCCUGUAGUUAGUUUCAAGUAAAAAAAAAAAACAAAACAAAACGAAAAGGAAAGUAAAAUGCAAAAGCAGCAAGCAAAAAACGAUUUUCUAAGCCAAAAUUUAUCAAAUUUUUAGACUUAAAUAUUUAUAUAAAAAAAAAAAAAACGAAACAAACUGAAUGCAGUGAGUGAAAAUUUUACAGUAAGUGCUGAAUAAAUCUGUGACCCGGUCAAGAAAAGCCAAAAAUAUCCUUUAUGAUUUAUCCUUAUAAUUUCGAAUAGAUCCUAUUGUUAUUUUGCUGCAACAACAUACAUACAUUACUUUUUAAUGCUUGAUUUUCUUAGGGAAUCUACAGUAUUAAUGAAGUUUAAAAAAAAAAAAAAACCUAAAAUCACACCUUGAAAAGUAAUAGGCAAAUAAGUCCAAAUAUUGGUGUUCAAAGUAAAUAGUAAAAUAAAAUAAUGUUUGCAAUUUCAAACUUGAUCGGGCUUGCAGGACGACUUCGGCAUCCAGAAUUCAUGUGAAAACUUGAAUAUUUUUUUGUCUAGCUGUUAAGCGAGUAAAUGAAAUUUAACUUUAAAUCAAUUAUGUAAACAAAUACAUAUAUAUGUAUAUAUAUAUAUAUAUCUAUAUAUAGAGUAUAAAUGUGUAUGUCAACGCUUAAAUUAAAUGGUUAGCUAAGAUUAGAGAGAAUGUUUGUUUUUUUUUUGGUCUGCCUAGUGGUUUAAGUCUAUUUAUAAACGUAAAAGAAACGUACAUGUAAACAAUUUUAAAAGUAAAAAAGAGAAAAAUUUAAAAAAAAAAAAAAGCUUAGAAACAAUUUGUAAAACAUUUAAGCGAUCUACCAAAAAAAAAAAAAAAAACGCCAGUAAGUGUGAAGCGUAAACUUUUUAACACGAAAUGCUGCCUUAUGAUUCCUUGUUGGGUUCUUAAUUCAUUAAGCCAAUACUGUAAUUAUAUUAUCGUCUUUUUUUUUUUUUUUUUUUUUUAACAUAUACACAAAUAUACAUAUUUAUCUAGAGUAAUACAGAAAAAUGCUUUAAAUGUUCUUCUUUUAAAUUGAUUUAUACAAUCGAAUCUAUUUCUAUUUCGAUUUCUUUCCUUGGGCUAUUUGCGCAGAGCUUUUUAAAUGGGAUAAAGUGGAUUCCGUAAAUCGGAAUAGCCGGAAAUCGGAUAUUAAGAUGGUGUUACAUUUUUUGGAUAAUUGUCAAACGAUUCAAUUAAGAGUUCAAUUACAUAGACGUUACAAACAAGAAAAAUAAGAAAAACAAAAACGAAAAAAAAAAAAAAACGAAAUGAUACAAAACGAAAAACAAAAGAAAAUUCAAAUGAAAAUCCUAUUAAGCCAAGUAAAUUAUGAUAAUUGCAAGAAACGAGUAUAAAAUGGUUCAGAAAAAUGAAAACUAAGAACGUAUUGCGUACGUGCAAAAGGAAAAGCGAAUGAAAAUGCAAUUUAAGUCGAGAUGAACUCAAACUAGUUGAAAUAAAAAUACAAGAAAGAAGUCAAAUAAAAUACUUAAAAAUGCUAAAAUAA
Molecule: messenger RNA, 6619 nt
Organism: Drosophila eugracilis
Lineage: Eukaryota; Metazoa; Arthropoda; Insecta; Diptera; Drosophilidae
Gene: kirre
Product: irregular chiasm C-roughest protein
Exons: 7
Coding region: 1597-4452 (951 amino acids)
Biological process (GO): cell-cell adhesion
Cellular component (GO): cell-cell junction
Molecular function (GO): cell adhesion molecule binding
Source: RefSeq, a predicted model, not a curated record